Myodes glareolus (Bank vole) is the source of this 2760-nucleotide messenger RNA. Lineage: Eukaryota; Metazoa; Chordata; Mammalia; Rodentia; Cricetidae. The record is from RefSeq and is a predicted model, not a curated record.
CUGUGACCAAGGGUCAUGUGGGCGCCCAUCAGAAAGCCCGAAGAUAGAAACAGCCUAUAGCCGACCAAACCAGGCGUGUGUGGCCACAGCCUCAGCACCAUGGAGGCCCCAUAUUCCAUGACAGCACACUACGAUGAGUUUCAGGAAGUCAAGUAUGUAAGCCGUUGUGGUACCGGGGGCGCCCGAGGGACCUCGCUGCCUCCAGGCUUCCCGAGGGGCGCAGGGCGCAGCGCUAGCGGGGCCCGGGCCGGGCUGCAGCGAUGGAACCGACGCGAGGUGUGCCUGCUGUCGGGGCUGGUGUUCGCCGCCGGCCUCUGUGCCAUCCUGGCGGCCAUGCUGGCACUCAAGUACCUGGGCCCGGGAGCGGCGGGAGGUGGUGGAGCCUGUCCCGAGGGCUGCCCGGAGCGCAAGGCCUUUGCGCGCGCCGCCCGCUUCCUGUCUGCCAACCUGGACGCCAGCAUCGACCCGUGCCAGGACUUCUACUCGUUUGCGUGCGGGGGCUGGCUGCGGCGCCACGCCAUCCCCGACGACAAGCUCACCUACGGCACGAUCGCUGCCAUCGGCGAGCAGAACGAGGAGCGUCUGCGGCGCCUGCUGGCGAGACCCGCGGGAGGCCCCGGCGGCGCUGCGCAGCGCAAGGUGCGCGCCUUCUUCCGCUCGUGCCUCGACAUGCGCGAGAUCGAGAGGCUCGGACCGCGGCCCAUGCUCGAGGUCAUCGAGGACUGCGGCGGCUGGGACCUGGGCGGCACGGCCGAUCGCCCGGGGGCGGCUCGCUGGGACCUCAACCGACUGUUGUACAAGGCGCAAGGCGUGUACAGCGCGGCCGCGCUCUUCUCGCUCACAGUCAGCCUGGACGACAGGAACUCCUCACGCUACGUCAUCCGAAUUGACCAGGAUGGGCUCACACUGCCAGAAAGAACCCUGUACCUAGCUCAAGAUGAGGAGAGUGAAAAGAUCCUGGCAGCUUACAGGGUGUUCAUGGAACGACUUCUCAGACUAUUGGGGGCAGAUGCUGUGGAGCAGAAGGCUCAAGAGAUCCUUCAACUGGAACAGAGGCUGGCCAAUAUCUCCGUGUCGGAAUAUGAUGAUCUCCGUCGAGAUGUCAGCUCCAUGUACAACAAAGUGACUCUGGGCCAGCUACAGAAGAUCACACCCCAUUUGCAGUGGAAGUGGCUGCUGGACCAGAUCUUCCAGGAGGACUUCUCUGAGGAUGAGGAGGUGGUGCUGCUGGCCACAGACUACAUGCAGCAGGUGUCCCAGCUCAUCCGCUCCACACCCCGCAGGAUCCUACACAACUACCUCGUGUGGCGUGUGGUGGUGGUUCUGAGUGAGCACCUGUCCCCACCAUUCCGCGAGGCACUGCACGAGCUGGCCAGAGAGAUGGAGGGCAGUGACAAGCCCCAGGAGUUGGCCCGAGUCUGCCUGGGCCAGGCCAACCGCCACUUUGGCAUGGCUCUCGGUGCCCUCUUUGUACAUGAGCACUUCUCAGCUGCCAGUAAAGCCAAGGUGCAGCAGCUGGUGGAAGAUAUCAAGUACAUCCUGGGCCAGCGCCUGGAGGAGCUGGACUGGAUGGACGCCCAGACCAAGGCAGCCGCUCGGGCCAAGCUCCAGUAUAUGAUGGUCAUGGUCGGCUACCCGGACUUCCUGCUGAAACCUGAGGCCGUAGAUAAAGAAUAUGAGUUUGAGGUCCACGAGAAGACCUACUUCAAGAACAUCCUGAACAGCAUCCGCUUCAGCAUCCAGCUGUCCGUCAAGAAGAUUCGACAGGAGGUGGACAAAUCCACGUGGCUGCUCCCUCCACAGGCACUCAAUGCCUACUAUCUACCCAACAAGAAUCAGAUGGUUUUCCCAGCUGGCAUCCUGCAGCCCACCCUGUAUGACCCCGACUUCCCACAGUCUCUGAACUACGGGGGCAUUGGCACCAUCAUUGGACAUGAACUGACCCAUGGUUACGAUGACUGGGGGGGCCAGUAUGACCGCUCAGGAAACCUGUUGCACUGGUGGACAGAGGCUUCCUACAGCCGCUUUCUGCGCAAGGCCGAGUGCAUUGUUCGUCUCUAUGACAACUUUACCGUCUACAACCAGCGGGUGAAUGGGAAGCACACACUUGGUGAGAACAUCGCAGACAUGGGAGGCCUGAAGCUGGCCUACUAUGCCUAUCAGAAGUGGGUUCGGGAGCACGGCCCUGAGCAUCCGCUGCACCGGCUCAAGUACACACACAACCAGCUUUUCUUCAUUGCCUUUGCCCAGAACUGGUGCAUCAAGCGGCGGUCGCAGUCCAUCUACCUGCAGGUGCUGACAGACAAGCACGCACCUGAGCACUACCGGGUCCUGGGCAGUGUGUCCCAGUUUGAGGAGUUCGGCCGGGCCUUCCACUGUCCCAAGGACUCUCCCAUGAACCCUGUCCACAAAUGCUCUGUGUGGUGAGCCUGGCUGUCUGCCUGUCUUCCUGCACGCCCCCACUGCCCUGCACGGAUGACUUCCAACGGCUGCUGGGGCAGCACGAGCCCCAUGCUGCCCCGCUCCAGGUCUACCUGCCUUCCAACCUCUAUGUGACUGUCUUCCCAUACCCUGCAGGCCUUUGCUUCAGCCAGGGCCUGGAGUUAGGGGUAAGGCUAGGUUCUGGGGGGCACUCGAGGAGAUAGGAGGUCCCCAAACUUGGCUGUAGGCAGCUGGACCCCAGCUGGGGCUGGACUGUACAGGUCCCACUGCUGUGUUCUUGCUGAUAAGUCUGGUCAAUAAAGCUGCUGUGCUAUCUAU